AUGGCAGGCUACUACUGUCAAUGUCAUGAAGGCUUCAAGCCACCUGGCAACUUUACAGCAAACGAUUCAAUAACAUGCAAAGACAUCAAUGAAUGUUUGGAGAACAGCAUCGAUUGUGGUUCUAACGCGGAGUGUAAAAAUGCUGAUGGAAGUUAUACAUGUGUGUGUAAUCAGGGCUACACUCCCAGCACUGGAGCAGAGACGUUUAUUGUCAGACAAGGUGUUGAGUGUAUUGAUAGAAAUGAGUGUCUAGAUUCUGAUUUAUGUGGAAAACAUGCAUCAUGUCAUAAUACCCCUGGCGAUUACUAUUGUACAUGUGCUCCGGGCUUCAGACUAAAGUCAGGAGGAACUAACUUCACUGGUGACACUUCAGAGAGCUGUGAGAGUGUUUGUGACAUUGAUGCAUCUAUCUGUGGAGGAGGAUCCUGCAAAAUUGGCAAAGACGGCCAUGAAUGUGUGUGCAAGUCGGGAUUCACCAACUAUGGACACAAAGAAAUGAAAUGCACAGAACUGGUGUGUAAUAACCUUAUCAGAGAUUCAUCACAGGCACCUUCAGAGUUGACAGAAAUUCUCUCAUUAAUGACCAACAGCUGUUUGUUACUGAACGAAAGCACCUCUGUCCAAAAGAGUCAAGUGGAUGCUGAGGCUCUUUUAAAGGCAUUUCUGGAUGCUCUAGAUGAACUGCUCAGUGGCAGUUUCAAGGCUGGCAACCGUAAAGUUUCAGCAAUGUUUGGUAUAGUGGAGGAUAUGCUAAAACUGAUAGGACCUCAUCUUAAAAACAACCAAACCAGGAGAUCAGCCAACUGGACUGAGGUGGAGCUGUUGGUAAAGAGGGGUGUUUCUCCACCUGAGGGUCCUCUCAUGAUAUCCACAAACGGAACGCAGUUUAAUUCUCACUGGAAUACAGCAACAGGAAAAACAUACCUUGGUUUUUCAACGGCAGCUCUCUUAGGCUACAAAAGUCUUGAAAAAUCCCUCAACAGCUAUUUUGACCACCUAAAGGGAGAAAACAUAAGUUACAAGAUCAAUUCAAAAGUAGUAACUGUCACUGUUAGCAACACAGAGACAAAUAAGCUGGAGAAACCGAUAAACCUUACAUUCUCUCACUUGGAGCCCCUGAACGUGAGCCACAUCUGUGUAUUUUGGGAUCCUAAAUUGAACGACGGUGCAUGGUCCACCCAUGGCUGUACUAAAGUAAUCUCCAAUGAAGUUGAAACCGUCUGCUCCUGUGAUCAUCUCAGCAGCUUUGCUGUUCUGAUGGCUCUCUAUGACAUUGGGGAUAUAUAUGAGCUGCGUAUCAUCACAUAUGUUGGACUGUCAUUGUCUCUGAUCUGCCUCCUCAUCUGCAUCGCUACGUUUUAUCUGGUGCGCUCCAUCCAGAGCACACGUAACACCAUCCACCUGCACCUCUGCAUCACUCUCUUCAUAGCCUUCUUUAUCUUCCUUGUGGGUAUCACACGCACAGAGAACGAGGUGGGCUGUGCGAUUGUGGCUGGAACGCUGCAUUAUUUCUUUCUGGCUGCGUUCUGCUGGAUGUGUCUGGAGGGGGUGCAGCUCUUCCGUAUGGUGGUUUUGGUGUUCAACACGACCGUGAGACACAUCCAUCUGAUUGCUGCUGGUUAUGGAGUCCCCGCUGUUAUUGUUGUCGUUUCCGCAAUAGUGAAUUCAAAAGGAUACGGCACCGCACACCACUGUUGGCUCAACAUUGAAGAUGGGCUCAUCUGGAGCUUUUAUGGCCCUGUCUGUAUCAUUAUUAUAGUUAAUGUGUUCUUCUUCCUGAUAACUAUUUGGAAAUUGGCAGAGAAAUUUUCCUCUCUCAACCCAGACUUAAACAAUUUGCGCAAAAUCAGGACAUUUACCAUCACUGCCAUCGCUCAGCUGUGUGUCCUUGGCAUCAUGUGGGUGUUUGGCUGCUUUCAGUUUGAUCAAGGCACAUUGGCCAUGACAUAUAUCUUCACUAUACUGGGCAGCCUGCAGGGGGUGCUGAUGUUCAUCCUGCACUGCUGGCUCUCAAAACAAGUGAGAGAAGAGUAUGUCACAUUCCUGUCCAAUGUCUGUGCACCACACAAAAGGAAAUAUUCAGAAUUCAACUCCCAACAAACAAGCAAAAGCCAGACGUCCAAGAGCGUUCAGAACACAGGUGAAUCCAGCAUUUAAAAGCUUCAGUUUCAUUUUGCUUUGCUUUCUUUGGAAAUAUAUGUUUGAUACACAUUAUAAUGUAACGUUUUCUACGUCACAAUCUUAUUGAAAACAUUUUAUUUUAAUUUAUUUUCUAUUUAUGUGUAAUGUACAAUAUUUCUUGACAAAGAUUCCCCUAUAACAAAAAUGCACAAUUACAGUCAUGCCAAGCACUUUAAAGAACUAUUGCAUUUUUCCAAAGAAAAAGAAUAAUUCUUUCAAUGUAUUAACGUAAAUGAAACAUAAAAUGAAAUGCCCCUAAUGUAAAAAUCACUCAAUGUAUUACUCUUCUGUCAGCGCAGCUUUCAGACCAAUUACAUAUGCACAUCAAAAUGUCCGUACAAGUUAUGUUAGACAUAAACUUCUGGUUUAGCACAGCUAAGUUUAUCUUAUGCUGUGUUUUACAGUUUCAACUUGAGGUUGAUUCACUCUUAGAGAAAGAAAAUAAUGAACCCGAUAACUCCAAAUACAUACGCAUAGCUGUUGCCUAUAUAUAAAUGAACUUUUCUUGUGCGUUAUAUCUAUGUAUAUAUGUGUGUUUUUAUUUGUGUUGAAAGAAAACUGUAAUAUUAAAGGCAUGCUGCGAUUUUCUUUUCCCGAAGAGUUCCUGUAAGUAAAAGGGAAUGGUGCUCACGCAUGGGUUUGAUUAAUGGGGAACUGAUUCAGAUUAAAUGUUAUAUUGAAUAUUUGUUUUUGUGUACAUUUCUUACCAAAUAAAUGUGUACAUGAUGGAUGGUUUGAAACUCAAUGAAGAUUUACUGAAACCAUCAUUUUGAACAUGAAACAUUACUUGUCUGCACUUUGCCUUAUCUGCCUUUCACAAGUUCCCAAAAUGUUACUUUUUCAUUAUUAUAUAUUCUAAUAUAACAGCUUUUUAUAUUAAAGUGUUUAUUAAGAAUCUC
Molecule: messenger RNA, 3080 nt
Organism: Triplophysa dalaica
Lineage: Eukaryota; Metazoa; Chordata; Actinopteri; Cypriniformes; Nemacheilidae
Product: putative adhesion G protein-coupled receptor E4P
Biological process (GO): cell surface receptor signaling pathway; adenylate cyclase-activating G protein-coupled receptor signaling pathway
Cellular component (GO): membrane
Molecular function (GO): G protein-coupled receptor activity; calcium ion binding
Source: RefSeq, a predicted model, not a curated record